AUGCGUAAAUCGGACCAUAAGUCGUUUAUUAUCAAGGGACAGACGGUUGUACCCAAAAGCCACGUCAAGAUCCUGGGUGUCUUGAUGGACACGAGACUGAAAUACAAGGAAUAUAUAGCGAGGGCCGCGUCUAAGGGCCUAGAGGCAGCGAUAGAGCUUCGGCGACUUCGCGGCCUUUCCCCAGCAACGGCGCGGCAGUUAUAUACAUCAACGGUGGCGCUAGUUGUGGACUACGCCUCUAAUGUCUAG
Molecule: messenger RNA, 249 nt
Organism: Penicillium soppii
Lineage: Eukaryota; Fungi; Ascomycota; Eurotiomycetes; Eurotiales; Aspergillaceae
Exons: 1
Coding region: 1-249 (82 amino acids)
Source: RefSeq, a predicted model, not a curated record